Messenger RNA from Lytechinus variegatus (green sea urchin), 2623 nucleotides. Its product is annotated as bis(5'-adenosyl)-triphosphatase enpp4-like. The transcript is spliced from 4 exons. Lineage: Eukaryota; Metazoa; Echinodermata; Echinoidea; Temnopleuroida; Toxopneustidae. The coding region runs from base 212 to 1717 and encodes 501 amino acids. The record is from RefSeq and is a predicted model, not a curated record.
AAUUACUAAAGCUAUUACGAUUGCGAAAUCGAAAUGUCUGUCGUCAUGUCGAGAGGGAAGGCUUACACAAAAAGUAAACAGAAAACCACAACUUGGCCUACACCACAUUUGACCACCAUCGCAGUACAAUCACAAUCCUACGGAUGCUGAGUGUGAUUGCCAUUUCUCCCAAGACUUUCUUUGCCUUUGCUCGUGGUCAUUCAAAAAAAAGAUGACAACUUUAAAAGCAGCCGUUCUUUCCGCAGUCCUGGCCGCCUUUUGGUGGGAGACCACCGGGGCGCCGACCGCAGCCAGUGCCUCAAAGCCCCUUGUAUUGAUUGUGUCUUUCGACGGCUUCCGCUGGGAUUAUCUCACCAAAGUGGACACUCCAAACUUUGACGAACUUGUUGCUUCAGGGGUGAAAGCAAGAUAUAUCAAAGAUGUGUUUAUUACCAAGACGUUUCCAAAUCAUUUUACCCUGGUAACAGGACUAUAUGAAGAAUCCCACGGAGUGACUGGAAAUAGAAUGUUUGAUCCAGCUUUCAACCAGUCCUUUGAAAUGACAAGCACAGACCCAAAGUGGUGGAACGGAGGCGAGCCAGUUUGGAUCGCAAACCAAAAGCAAGGAGGCAAAAGUUCUGUUGUUUUAUGGCCCAGCGGGAACGUCAACUUCAGUGGGAUUUUACCCGAUUUUUAUUUCCCAGUGUACAACGUAAGCAUUCCAUUCCGCAAACGCAUCGACGUGAUGGUGGACAACUUUGUGAACGACCAAGUGAAUUUUGGAGCUCUGUAUUUCCAUGAACCUGAUCAUUCUGGCCACCUGUUUGGGCCGGAUUCUCAAGAGAUUUUGCCCAUACUCAGGAUGUGCGAUGAGACGGCAGGUUAUCUUGUUCGUCGACUGAAAGAGAGCGGUUUGUAUGAUCGGAUCAAUGUCAUCAUAACUUCGGACCAUGGGAUGACAACGAUAAGUCCGGACAGAGUUCUUGUGGUCGAAAGCUUUGUGGACCCUAGUAUCCUACCCUAUUUCACCACCAAUAACAAUCCAAUCCUGAGUAUUUGGCCAGAAAGUGAUGAAGAUACUGUAGCGAUCUAUGAAGGAUUCCAUGGCAAGAGCCAACACAUGACAGCCUACCUGAAAGAAGACAUCCCUUCAAGAUAUCAUUACAGGGACAAUCGUCGCAUCUCACCCAUUCUGUUGGUUGCCAAAGAGGGUUGGCAGAUCAUGAGCAACAGAACAGGGUACAAAUCAACGCAUCUAGGGACACAUGGCUACAACAACGACCUCAUGUCGAUGCACCCGUUUUUCAUCGCCCAUGGCCCCGCAUUCAAGAAGGGCUUCGUUGCCGAGCCGUUCAGCAGCACCAAUGUCUAUGCCCUCAUGUGUCAUCUUCUAGGCAUCAACCCCUCCCCAAACAACGGCAGCUGGGAGAACGUCCAGUCGCUGUUGGCGCCCAAGCCAACUCCCACGCCAAGUGGUGUCUCCACACAUGAAGCUGGCGGUAAUGUGAAUCCUGAAGGGGGCGGGAGCAGCGGUGGAAGAGGGGGCAUAUCAAAGUUUACCAUCUUUGGCAUCUGUCUUGCCGCAGGGUUGGUGAUCCUGGUAGUCACUCUCCUGUCAGCCAUGUGCCUCAAGCAACGCACCUACUGCGAGAAACCCAUGUCCUACCAACCCAUCGCCGAUACCUCACUGGAAAAGGACAAUCAGCAGGAGCCGUUCCUACCAAACUCCCGACUCUGAUAAUGGGCACCAGAGGAACUCGUGACCUACAUGUACCACCCCGUAGCCGAUACCUCACCGGAAAAGGACACGCAGGACAAGCCGUUCCUACCAAACUCGCGAUUCUGAUCAUAGGCAUCAGAGAAACCUGUGUCCUUCCACCUCACUGGAGAAGGACAUGCAAGAGCCAUUCCUCCCAAACUCUUACUCUGAUCACAAGCAAGAGACUAGUUUGAGAAUCCUUGAUUGCUUUGCUCUACUAAUAGCUAGGACACUUGCCCAAGAAAGAUACAUGGUGUACCAUGGAAAACCUAUUACACUAGCUUGGACCUUCGUUAAAAAAGGACAAGCCUUUCCUCUAAGAUUCUUGAUUCUGAUCAUGAAAAACAGACCUACUGCGAGAAAUAGUGCCCUUAGCCCCUUACCACCCCACAGCUGAAACCUUACUGGAAAAGGACACUAUAAGAGCCACUCCUACCGAAUUCUUGACUCUGAUCAUGAGCAACGGACUAGUUUAAGAAUCCCAGAUUGGUCUACCAAUAGCUGGAGCCUUCGCUGCAAAAGGGAGAAAAAGCCAUUCCUACCAAACUCUUCACUUUAUGAUGCUUUUGCAGAGAUUUUCUGGCAAGGGGUCUAAUCUUUAAUGUACAUUUGGGUUGGGACGGAAAGAGUUAAUUUUUUCUAGGUCUACAUUGAAGACCCAAACUGCUCCUGCUACGAACCAGGGAAUCUGGUGAAAUGGGAAAAUUUCAGUCAGUGAUUUUCACUGACAAAAGUUUAAAGGUACUGAAAUUCCUACCGAGUUACUAAUUCCUCAACAUACAGCAUUGAUAACAAUUUAUAAUUGCUGAUUGCGAUUGAUCCGAUCAAUCGCAACUAUGGACGGCUAGCAAUGUCAACAUCUAUUCUGCAUGUUCGUUCAAAAUG